AUGGUGACCAGGUGGUUUUCUACCAUGGUUACUAUGAUCAAUAGGAGAAUUUCAUGCAUAUUCUGCAGCCCUGCUGGGUCACGCACGAUGCUGGGUGUAUUAGACUUAAUCAGGUCACAAGGAGACUCGGAAAACUCAUCCAUCAUUUGGGAUACACUUAUUCCGAAGAGUUGGAAGCACCUACUCAGACACCUAUCUUUCAUCGAUUCUGAUGUUAACUUUUUGGCCUACAAACCAAUGGGGACGGCUCAAAGACAAUUCCACCUAGACACAUCGAGUGGAAGAUUCUCUCUCAAAUCUAAACUCGAUCGGGAGAAACAAAGUCGUUAUGCGUUCAAAGUGUACGCAACAGACCGAGGGAUCCCGAAACUUAGUUGUGUCAGUGCGGUUAUUGUCCGUGUGUUGGAUAUCAACGACAAUGCCCCGAAGUUUGUCUACCCGACACAAAAGAAUCACACAAUAUACGCGUCUGUUUACACAAGCCCGGGUGUACCGCUGGUCAAGUUAACAGCCGUGGAUCCGGACGAAGGACAGAAUGCACAGCUGUCAUUUUUUCUCGAUGAUACAACAGAACACGCGGAGAUAUUCGUCCUUGAUGAAAAUUCCGGAGAACUCAGUCUGGCUGCGACAAACGAACCGGAGAAACUCGAGGGCAAAUAUAGUCUGGUUUUACGGGUUCAGGACGCCGGCAUACCUUCGCUUUCAUGUACAGCAAAUAUUAAUAUUGUACUGAAUCGAAAUGCAAAGCUAUUCGGACCUCAUUCCGUGCAACCAAGUCUUGUUGGAAAGCAACUCCAGCUUGACUCUUUCGGGAAAGAUCAAUCUAGUCGCCAGGCGAGAUUCGAAUCUAGUAUCUCCUCUUCAUCUGCCUAUCAGGAAACAAACGCAAAGGGGAGAAACAUGCGGGAAAGGACGCCUGAUGUGUCUGGGAAAUGGGACCCACAAACUGUUCGCUAUGUGGCUAAUGAUGCAUAUGGAAAGCCUGAGGAUGGAAAGGGGGAUGCCGCACAGCCAUUCAACUACUUGUCUUCUGAAAAGGCUCUUGUUGCCGUCAUCUGUCUAAUUGUACUAUCUGCGUUGGUAGCAUUCGUCUUCCUCAUAGCCAUCACUCUGAUCCGGAGAAAGGCGUCUGCCUUGCACUUGAGAAACAUACCAGCAUCAGGAGCGGCCGUAUCAGCGGCGGGGAUGCCGAGGAUAAACGCAAGAAUCGCCAAUACGUACAACAGCAAAGCCCGUCAGCUCAGUUGUACCUCAGACAAAGUAAUGUCAGCCAGAUACACGAUUACAUCAACUGAACAAGGCAGCCACUGGUUCGAUGAACAUUUCCGCCAGAACUUCGAGCAGCAGUGGUGGGUGGAAAGCAGAAUCACCUGUGUUUUCAGUCUUGUGAUUGAUAAGUAUUCAUGCAACCGAUCAUUCAAUCAACAUGAUUGGAUGUUUGAGGUAAACACUGCGACUAAUUAA
This is a messenger RNA of Opisthorchis viverrini, 1464 nucleotides long. RefSeq lists its product as hypothetical. Lineage: Eukaryota; Metazoa; Platyhelminthes; Trematoda; Opisthorchiida; Opisthorchiidae. The transcript has 7 exons. Gene Ontology annotation, cellular component: plasma membrane. Gene Ontology annotation, biological process: homophilic cell-cell adhesion. The coding region runs from base 1 to 1464 and encodes 487 amino acids. Gene Ontology annotation, molecular function: calcium ion binding. The record is from RefSeq and is a predicted model, not a curated record.